Malus domestica (apple) is the source of this 1911-nucleotide messenger RNA. Lineage: Eukaryota; Viridiplantae; Streptophyta; Magnoliopsida; Rosales; Rosaceae. The record is from RefSeq and is a predicted model, not a curated record.
AUGGUAAAGAUCUAUUGCCUGCAAGUUCUGGUGAUCAAAUGUUUUUGUGCUGAGGGAUGUUUUUUGCCUCACCACAAUUUGAUUGAUUCAAUUCUAGCAGGCAUCCGAGCUGUGACUGGUCCUUCGGGUUGUCUUCUUAUUGUCACGAAUUAUACUGGGGACCGUUUAAAUUUUGGUUUAGCUGCAGAGCAAGCAAAAUCAGAAGGUUAUAAAGUAGAGACUGUAAUUGUUGGAGAUGAUUGUGCAUUACCCCCGACUCGAGGAAUAGUUGGUCGAAGGGGUUUGGCCGGGACCAUUCUUGUUCAUAAGAUUGCUGGAGCUGCUGCUGCUGCUGGCCUUUCACUUGCGGAUGUUGCCGCAGAAGCAAGACGAGCAUCUGAAAUGGUUGGAACAAUGGGCGUUGCACUAUCUGUUUGCACAUUGCCUGGUCAGGUUACACCAGACCGUUUGGGUCCAGGAAAGAUGGAACUUGGUCUUGGAAUUCAUGGAGAACCUGGUGCUGCUGUAGCUGAUCUUCAACCGGUGGAUGUUAUAGUUUCUCACGUUCUUAAGCAGAUAUUGUCUCCAGAAACUAAUUAUGUUCCAAUUACUCGGGGUAGUAGAGUGGUGCUUAUGGUAAACGGGUUAGGUGCGACUCCAGGAAUGGAACUGAUGAUUGCAUCUGGUAAAGCAGUGCCUAAGUUGCAGCUGGAACAUGGAUUGGCAGUGGAUAGAGUGUAUACUGGGUCGUUUAUGACUUCUCUUGACAUGGCAGGUUUUUCUAUUUCUAUCAUGAAGGCUGAUCAAACUAUUUUGCAACGUCUGGAUGCUGCAACAAAGGCGCCAUAUUGGCCUGUUGGUGUUGAUGGCAAUCACCCACCUGCAAAGAUUCCUGUUCCAUUACCUCCAUCUCGUUCAACAAAGUCUGAUGAGCCAUUAGGUCGGCCAGCACAACUUAACGAACAAGGCCAGAUUCUUGAGGUGGCCAUUGAAGCAGCUGCAAAUGCAAUUAAAAAACUUAAGGACAAUUUGAAUGAUUGGGAUGGCAAAGUAGGUGAUGGUGACUGUGGGUCAACAAUGUAUAGAGGUGCAACAGCAGUUUUGGAAGACAUGAAAAAUUAUCCUCUGAAUGAUGCAACCGAAACAGUCAACGAAAUUGGAUCAUCAAUCAGAAGAGUUAUGGGGGGCACAAGUGGGAUCCUGUAUGAUAUAUUUUGUAAGGCAGCCUACGCUCAAUUGAAAGCAAGCACCCAAUCAGUUGUCACCUCAAAGAAUUGGGCUGAAGCGCUUGAAGCUUCCAUUGCUGCAGUGAGUAAAUAUGGUGGGGCUAGUGCUGGUUACCGGACAAUGUUAGAUGCCCUUAUUCCAGCAUCUACGGUUCUUCAGGAGAGGUUAAAGGCUGGUGAUGAUCCUGUGACUGCUUUUCUACUCUCAUCUGAAGCGGCAUUAGAUGGAGCUGAGUCGACUAAGAACAUGCAGGCACAGGCUGGUCGUUCAAGUUAUAUCUCUGGAGAUAUACUGGCUUCAGUUCCAGACCCAGGUGCGAUGGCUGUAGCGUCGUGGUACGGAGCAGCAGCCUUUGCUGUCAAGUACAAAAACCAGACUCCUCCAUAGACAAGAGCAAUGCAUUAGCUCUAGUUGCAUUUCUGCCACUUUUUUUAACUUGCAGAUACAACCCAGCAACUCAUCAUUUUUGUUCAUACUUUUUGCACUACUAACAAUAUGAGCUUUCCGCUUGUGCUUUUUGUGCGUAAAGCUGAGAAAGCGAGAGAGUUUCAUCGAUAUAUACAUACAAUGUCUUGAGACCUUUAGAAAAAAAAAUGUAUAUUUCAGUUCUUGGUAGCAUUCAGAAUAAUUUGCAGACUAUCAGUCUAAGCAUAUCGUUGUAAACUAUCGUUUCAAAUGAUGCACUUUUGUAUGGUUUCUUGUGAA